CUUUCCCAUCUUGCAAGAUGGCGGGUGAGAAGGCUGAGAAGAAGCCAGACACCAAGGAGAAGAAGCCCGAAGUCAAGAAAGCAGAUGCCAGUGGCCAAGUUAAGGCUAAGGGGCAAAAGCCCAAGAAGGGGAAGCCCCACUGCAGCCGAAACCCAGUCCUAGUCCGAGGAAUCGGCCGGUAUUCCCGCUCUGCCAUGUAUUCCCGCAAGGCCAUGUACAAGAGGAAGUACUCGGCGGCCAAGUCCAGGGUUGAGAAGAAGAAGGAGAAGGUCCAUGCUACUGUCACAAAGCCAGUCGGUGGUGACAAGAACGGCGGGACCCGAGUGGUGAAGCUGCGCAAAAUGCCUAGGUAUUACCCUACGGAAGACGUGCCGCGGAAGCUGCUGAGCCACGGCAAGAAGCCCUUCAGCCAGCAUGUCAGGAGACUGCGCGCCAGCAUCACCCCAGGGACCGUGCUGAUCAUCCUCACAGGGCGCCACCGAGGCAAGAGAGUGGUCUUCUUGAAGCAGCUGGGCAGUGGCUUGCUGCUUGUGACUGGACCUCUCUCCCUCAAUCGAGUGCCUCUGCGCAGAACACACCAGAAAUUUGUCAUCGCCACCUCCACCAAAGUUGACAUCAGUGGUGUGAAGAUCCCCAAGCAUCUCACAGACGCCUACUUCAAGAAGAAGAAGCUGCGGAACCAACCCCAGUACUCCCCACAGCUGGUUCAUUCCGCCCUCAACAAGAGUGAAGUACAGCCAGUGACGCUGAUGCGCAUCAAGUCUGGGCAGCAUCGGUUUAGUGUGCUGCUGCACCGAGAGCUGGCUCCUUCUGAAUGGAUUGAAGAUAUUUUAACCUUCGAGACCAAGAACCCAACGGAACUGGCAGAACGCCUGCGCGCCGUGUGUGGCAAUCAGAGCAAUGCCUACGCCCGCUUGCUUGAAUACCGCCUGAACGCCCUGCGCGGACUGUGGAAUGCCCAGCGGCAGCUGGCCCUGGAAGAGCAGCACGAGAGGGAGAGCUCGGGUGACGAAGAGACUCUGGCCCUGCUCAAACGCCAGGGCUUGUUGCAGCAGCCCGAGCAAGCCCCCUUUACCUCCCGGGUGGGGCUCCUGCUGGUCUUCCCCCUCAUCCAGUCCCAGAGCAGAACAGACCCCUCUCUCUGUAACAUCACUGCCGAGGUGCUAUUGAACUGCCUUCGCGACUGCCAGCCCUUGAGCCUGACCAAGGAGCCGGCUGACUGUCUCAAUGGAAUUGAAACCUUGCUGUGCUCUUGGCUCGAGGAGACUUCCGACGCCGGCCGACACAUCCCACAUAAGCAAAAGGAAAACGCAGCUGCAGCCCUGGUGGCUCUGGCCUGUGCCAGGUAA
Molecule: messenger RNA, 1349 nt
Organism: Echinops telfairi (small Madagascar hedgehog)
Lineage: Eukaryota; Metazoa; Chordata; Mammalia; Afrosoricida; Tenrecidae
Gene: RPL6
Product: ribosomal protein L6
Exons: 9
Coding region: 18-1349 (443 amino acids)
Biological process (GO): cytoplasmic translation; ribosomal large subunit assembly
Cellular component (GO): ribosome; cytosolic large ribosomal subunit
Molecular function (GO): structural constituent of ribosome; RNA binding
Source: RefSeq, a predicted model, not a curated record